Cryptomeria japonica (Japanese cedar) is the source of this 1380-nucleotide messenger RNA. Its product is annotated as disease resistance protein Roq1-like. The record is from RefSeq and is a predicted model, not a curated record. Bases 1 to 1380 code for a protein of 459 amino acids. Gene Ontology annotation, biological process: defense response; signal transduction. Gene Ontology annotation, molecular function: ADP binding. NCBI's taxonomy places the organism in Eukaryota, Viridiplantae, Streptophyta, Pinopsida, Cupressales, Cupressaceae. The transcript is spliced from 3 exons.
AUGGCAUGUCCUAAACUAUAUGAUGCAUUCAUCAGCCACCGAGGUCCUGACAUCAAGGACACCUUUGCUAAACAACUGUAUGAGCUUCUUCAGGAAAGAGGAUGCAGGGCAUUUCUAGAUCGUGAAGAGAUUGAAGGAGGGGAUUCUAUUCCUUUUUCCAUUCACAAUGGCAUAUGCUCAUCUCUUGUGCAAAUAGCCAUUUUUUCAAAAAGAUAUGCAGAGUCUUCGUGGUGUUUAGAUGAGCUGGUUCUUAUGUUACAACAACGAAAUGACUCCCUCUUUAUUCCUGUGUUCUACGAUGUGGAACCUAAGGAGCUUCGUUCCACGGACAGAGGAGCGUAUGCUGCGGCAUUUUCUUACUAUCGAAGUAAGAAAAAGUACCCCAACAAGGUGAAUGUUUGGAAAGAGGCCCUCGCAUCUGCUGCAGACACAUCUGGUUAUGAACCUACGGACAAGGUCAUGAUUGUACGGAUCUUUGGACUUGGAGGGUCUGGCAAGACUACCCUGGCAAAAGAAUUGUUCAAGAGGAAGCGUUCAAGCUACCAUGCAUCAUGUUUUCUCUCUGAUGUGAGAGAAUCACAUGCCAAAGGUGAAUUGCGCUACUUGCAAAGUAAACUAUUGAUAGAUCUUUUUCCUAAAAAUCUAGAGAUUGAAGAUCGACAAAUUAGAGGUGAAUUGCACUGCUCGCAGAGUAAGUUCUUCGAAAAACACUUUCAUGAAGAUCGAGAGUUUGGCGAUAUUGCUGAAGGAAUAGGACAACUGGAGAAUCAUCGCAGAAGGGCAAGACAUUUUGUAAUGUCCCUACUAGUUAGAGAUCAUUGUCCUGCAAAGAAGGAUAUCACACAUUUGCAUUUUCUUAUUGUUAUUGAUGAUAUUGAUCAUCGGGCCCAAUUAGAUGCCCUCCUACCUGAAGCUAUGCUAAGCCCUGGUAGCUUGGUACUUAUUACAACCCGUGACCAGAGUGUGUUAACGUGUGCAGAUAUCCGUUAUAGGAUGAAGGGAAUGGUUAAGGGUCAUGCUAAAGAUCUCUUCUGUAGCUAUGCUUUCCGCGGAUGGAAUCCACCCAUUGCGUAUAAAAAAUUGGUUGAGAGCUUCGUGGAAUUAUGUGGAGGUUUACCCCUAGCACUCAAAGUUUUGGGCGCCCAUGUUUGUGGUAGGGAUGAGUAUUAUUGGGAGUUAGAAUUGGAAAAAGUCAAGAAAAUCCAGCCUAAGGAUAUAAUGCAAAGACUUAGAAUUAGUUUUGAUGGUCUGGACAGAGAGGAGAAACAGAUAUUUAUAGAUAUUGCAUGUUUUUUCAACAAGGAAGAAAUACCUGAUUUCAAAAGUAAAACUCUAACAGUCUGGAACGCGUCCGGUUGGAGCGCUGAGUCUGCAAGAUAA